UUAGUGUCGCUACUGUAAAAGCGCAAUGACAUCUAGUUACAAGGAUGUCCGAGAUCUUUGACAGUCAUCAACAUUAUACAAUAGUAAGCGAUAUAGGAAGUACUCAAGAACGAAGUGGGACUCAUCCUCGAAUUGUCAGCGUAGUAACUUGCUAAGAGCAUGUUAUUCGGUAUUGAGAAUAAAGACUUAUUAUUAAUUCGUCGCAGUGUUCAACAGACAGUACAGAAUUGCCAUAAAUCUGCGUAGUAAAUAUUAUAGCAUGUAUUACUUUAUAGCGUGUCUAUUACUGAAAUACGAGAUAACAGGUACAGUUUAAUUUCGGAACAGUGCUCAAAAUAAAAUUCGUUGAACAUUCUGUAAGAAAAAUCUGCUAGAAGUGUCUACUUCAUGCUUUUCGCAACAUGCAGUCGAGCUUUAUCAUGAAAAAUGACUUUGCAUUGAUUGUUGGUCACGGAUGGUCUUUUUUUCAUCAACUCGUCAUUCAAUUAAAAUUAAUGUUGAUAGCGAUCAACUGUAACGAUUUCAUUUGGAAGCAAGAACUCAUAAUACAGCACACCCCCCUAAUUCCAUCAAAUGCAGAGCAAGGGACGUUCUUUGUCUCUCACGUCAAAAUCACCGUUUCGGAAGUGUUCAAACCAAACUCUACAUGUUCUUCCGAUGGAGUUUCAUCACCAUACACUUUGAAUAAUAAGCAAUGCGCUUCAGCUGCAGUUUUCUUGUUCUUAUCAAACAAUAUCAGAGGUAAAAAACGGGCGACUUCACCAUCGGAAACUCACCAGCGUUAGAUCCGACACCCUAACAUGAACGGCAGAAAUUAAUUAAGUUUACUAU
Messenger RNA from Trachymyrmex septentrionalis, 831 nucleotides. RefSeq lists its product as uncharacterized. The record is from RefSeq and is a predicted model, not a curated record. The transcript is spliced from 2 exons. The coding region runs from base 402 to 785 and encodes 127 amino acids. NCBI's taxonomy places the organism in Eukaryota, Metazoa, Arthropoda, Insecta, Hymenoptera, Formicidae.